Molecule: messenger RNA, 2877 nt
Organism: Fraxinus pennsylvanica
Lineage: Eukaryota; Viridiplantae; Streptophyta; Magnoliopsida; Lamiales; Oleaceae
Source: the annotation of a GenBank genome assembly
AUGGGGUCUGACAAGCAGCCUGUCGGUUUGCUAGAUACUCUAAAUAUGGAGGCAGUUCGGACAAUUUUCACUCACACGUAUCCCUAUCCCCACCAACAUUCAAGGCAUGCUGUUAUUGCUGUCUUCGUGGGCUGCCUGUUUUUCAUAUCAUCUGACAAUAUGCACACUCUUAUUCAGAAGUUAGACAGCAAUGUUAAAUGGUGGUCCAUGUAUGCCUGUUUGCUCGGUUUCUUCUAUUUCUUUUCAUCUCCAUUUAUAGGGAAAACAAUAAAACCAAGCUAUUCAAAUUUCAGCCGCUGGUACAUAGCAUGGAUAUUAGUGGCUGCUCUCUACCAUCUUCCCAGCUUCCAAUCUAUGGGAGUAGAUAUGAGGAUGAACCUCUCUUUGUUUUUGACAAUUUUUGUCUCUUCCAUUUUAUUUCUUCUCUUUUUCCAUGUUAUAUUUUUGUGCCUCUGGUAUGUUGGCCUUGUUGCUCGUGUGGCUGGAAAGAGACCGGAACUUCUAGCAAUUCUUCAAAAUUGUGCUGUUAUAAGUGUAGCCUGUUGUGUAUUUUAUAGCCACUGUGGCAACCGUGCUAUUAUGAAAGAAAAGGCAUUUGACCGGAGAAACUUGGGCUGGUUUACACUGUGGAACAAGGGAGAACGUGACUCAUGGCUUGCAGACUUUGUUCGCAUGAGUGAGUUGAAAGAUCAAGUUUGCUCGUCUUGGUUCGCUCCUGUUGGGUCUGCUAGUGAUUAUCCAUUUUUGUCCAAAUGGGUCAUUUAUGGAGAAUUGACUUGUAGCGGCUCGUGUGCAGAAUCUCCAGAUGAAAUUUCUCCCAUAUAUUCCUUAUGGGCCACUUUUAUAGGACUCUACAUUGCGAAUUACGUUGUGGGAAGAUCAACGGGGUGGGCUCUCACUCACCCUGUGUCACAAAAAGAAUUUGUGAAAUUGAAGAAAAAGCAAAUGAAGCCGGAAUUUUUGGAUAUGACAGUUUUUGACCUACUGGUAUCUGUAACUGUAUUUGUUGGACGUUUUGAUAUGCGUAUGAUGCAGGCAGCAAUGAGCAGAGUUGAAGAUGGAGUUAAACAUGAGGAUCUUUUGUACGAUCAAUUUAGUGAAAAAGAUGAAUUGUGGUUUGAUUUUAUGGCUGAUACUGGUGAUGGUGGAAAUUCUUCUUAUAGUGUGGCACGGCUUCUUGCUCAGCCUUCAAUUAGGGUCCGAUGUAGUGAUUCACUACUUACACUGCCACGUGGUAACCUGCUCCUUAUUGGGGGUGAUCUUGCGUAUCCUAAUCCAUCAGCUUAUACAUAUGAGAGGCGACUUUUUCGUCCAUUUGAAUAUGCUCUGCAGCCUCCAUUCUAUUACAAAGACGAGCACAUAGCUGUGAACAAGCCAGAAUUACCUUGUGGGGUGGCAGAUCUAAAGCAAUAUGAUGGACCACAGUGUUUUGUUAUCCCAGGAAACCAUGAUUGGUUUGAUGGGCUUCAGACUUUUAUGAGGUGCAUUUGUCACAAGAGCUGGUUGGGUGGGUGGUUUAUGCCGCAAAAGAAAAGCUAUUUUGCCCUUAAGCUUCCAAAAGGAUGGUGGCUGUUUGGUCUUGAUCUUGCUCUGCAUUGUGAUAUUGAUGUCUACCAAUUCAAGUUCUUCUCACAAUUAAUAAAGGAAAAGGUUGGAGACAAUGAUUCUGUGAUCAUUAUGACGCAUGAACCUAACUGGCUUCUUGAUUGGUACUGGAAUGAUGUGACUGGGAGAAAUGUUUCGCACUUGAUACGUGACUAUUUAAGAGGGAGGUGUAAACUUCGAAUGGCUGGGGACUUGCAUCAUUACAUGCGCCAUUCAUAUGUUCCAUCAGAUAAGCCUGUUGAUGUGCAACACUUGCUUGUUAAUGGUUGUGGUGGCGCUUUUUUGCACCCGACUCACGUCUUUAGCAAUUUCAACAAUUUUUAUGGCGCAUCUUACGAAAGAAAAGCUUCUUAUCCUUCUUUUGAAGACUCGAGCAGGAUUGCUCUGGGAAAUAUAUUGAAAUUCAGGAAGAAAAAUUGGCAGUUUGAUUUCAUUGGUGGCAUUAUAUAUUUUAUGUUGGCAUUUUCAAUGUUCCCUCAGUGUAAGCUAGAUCACAUCUUGGAGGAUGACACAUUUUCUCAUCAGUUGAAGAGCUUCUUUGUUUCUCGGAAAAGGAGGGUUAUAAUUGGGAUUCUUCAUGUUUCUGCACACUUGGCUGCUUCCAUGAUUCUCAUGUUGCUUUUGGAAUUGGGAGUUGAGACAUGUAUCAGGCAUAAAUUGUUAGCAACUUCAGGAUAUCAUACUUUAUAUGAAUGGUACCAGUCAGUGGAGAGCGAUCAUUUUCCUGACCCAACCGGCCUUCGAGCACGUAUAGAGCAAUGGACAUUUGGUCUUUAUCCAGCAUGCAUCAAGUAUCUCAUGUCCUCUUUCGAUGUUCCUGAGGUAAUGGCUGUUACCAGGAAUAAUAUCUGCAAGAAUGGGAUGGACUCACUUUCCCGAGGAGGUGCUGUGAUAUAUUAUGCUUCCGUCUUCCUCUAUUUCUGGGUUUUUUCAACUCCUAUUGUGUCACUGGUCUUCGGAAGCUACCUCUAUGUCUGCAUUAAUUGGCUUCAUUUACAUUUUGAUGAGGCAUUUUCAUCACUUCGCAUUGCUAACUACAAGUCAUUCACACGAUUCCAUAUUGACCACAAAGGCGAUCUUGGAGUUUUCACUCUUGCAGUAGAUAAGGUUCCGAAGGAAUGGAAACUGGAUCCGAGUUGGGAAGGGGAAUCGAAACAGGCACAGCACCCUAGCUACCUUAGAAAGUUUCCUAGCAAAUGGCGAUCCGUUUCUUCUCAGCAGGACCCUGUAAGAACUAGCGACCCACAACUUACCUGCAUGAACUCGAUAUGA